AUUGCUCGGCCCGUGUCACGUGUAUUGCUCUCCUGCAGUUGUUGAACUCCCGGGUUAGUUCAAUAGUAAAAGGAUCGUUUGACAGCAGUCUUGUUUUUCUUGCUCUGCAGCCCUCUUGUAAUUUUUUUCCUGCACCAGAGGGAUGGGGUUGGACUGGAUUGGAUUUGGCUACGCAGCUUUAGUAGCUUCUGGUGGAAUAAUUGGCUAUGCAAAAGCAGGUAGUGUCCCCUCUUUGGCUGCUGGUCUUCUUUUUGGUGGGAUAGCUGGACUUGGAGCAUACCAACUGUCUCAAGACCCAAAGAACAUUUGGCUUUCUCUGAUUGCUUCUGGAACCUUAGCUGGCAUUAUGGGAAUGAGAUUCUACAACUCAGGGAAAUUCAUGCCAGCAGGAUUGAUUGCUGGCGCAAGUCUGGUGAUGGUUGGAAGACUUGGGCUGAAGAUGUAUGACAAACCCCACGAAGGAUAACAGGCCGCUCUCUGUGGCUAAGAAGACAGCUCACACAUCAGCUCAAAUAUGCCACGCUGAACUCACCAAAGCACAUAUCCUGAUUUUUUAAGUGACCAGAUGCAAAUGUGUUUGUGAAUAUAGACUUUUUUAUACAAGCAUUUCUUUCUCCAUUCCAGUAGGAACUAUUGAUUAGUAUAGUGUUCUGACCCUCCUCGUUCCACACCAAAGCACACUCCGAGCCAGAGAUAAAUUACGGCCUUUAAUUAACAGACA
This is a messenger RNA of Thamnophis elegans (Western terrestrial garter snake), 721 nucleotides long. Its product is annotated as transmembrane protein 14C-like. The record is from RefSeq and is a predicted model, not a curated record. Gene Ontology annotation, biological process: regulation of heme biosynthetic process. NCBI's taxonomy places the organism in Eukaryota, Metazoa, Chordata, Lepidosauria, Squamata, Natricidae. Bases 143 to 466 code for a protein of 107 amino acids. The transcript has 5 exons. Gene Ontology annotation, cellular component: mitochondrial membrane.